AUAAUUUUUUAGUCAAUUAUUAUGACUUCAGACUUCGUGUCAACACUUGAUUUGUCUUCAAAUGACUUUCUUCUACACACAAGUCGUGAUCACAUCUCUGGCGGAGAUUUUUUCUUUAACCAAUUGUUACACUCGACAGUCAAAAAAGGUGAACAAGUGUUAGUGAUAGUGGCGGCAAAUAGUUGGCAACAUUAUCGCAAUAUCGCCGCCAAACUGGCCAUUAAUGUCACACAACUUGUCGAUAGACAACAGAUCCGUAUAAUUGAUUUGUUAGCUAAAGACGAAGAAUUCAAUUUUAAGACAUUUGUCGACCAAUUGGAUCAACAAUUAUCUCUAUUGUCGGCCAAAAGUGUUGUUUUAAUCGACGAUUUGAGUCAUUUCUUUGUAUUGGGCGUCGACUUCCUCUCCAUAUAUAAGUUGGUCCACAAGUUAAGAGUCGAUUGUCACGAACGAGACAUUCUUCUGGCCAUUGGAUCGCAUUAUCCGACUGAAGAGGACGACGAAGAAGUGAACCGUUUUGUCGUGUCUUUGGCUUAUAAGUGCGAUAUUUGGUGUCAAACUGACAAACAAUCGGCGGGUUAUUCACCAUUAGUUAGUGGAUGUCUUCGUGUCUACAAAAGAGGCGAAAAUCAUAACAAAGAAUUUAAUUAUAAGAUAACAGACAGAAGUGUCAAACUUAUGACAAUUGGUUCACAACUUUAUUAAAGUUUUUAAAAAAAAAAAAAUUAUUCGUUUUGUGCUU
Molecule: messenger RNA, 742 nt
Organism: Oppia nitens
Lineage: Eukaryota; Metazoa; Arthropoda; Arachnida; Sarcoptiformes; Oppiidae
Product: elongator complex protein 6-like
Exons: 1
Coding region: 22-705 (227 amino acids)
Biological process (GO): tRNA wobble uridine modification
Cellular component (GO): elongator holoenzyme complex
Source: RefSeq, a predicted model, not a curated record